Molecule: messenger RNA, 2694 nt
Organism: Lasiosphaeria miniovina
Lineage: Eukaryota; Fungi; Ascomycota; Sordariomycetes; Sordariales; Lasiosphaeriaceae
Exons: 2
Coding region: 1-2694 (897 amino acids)
Biological process (GO): nuclear-transcribed mRNA catabolic process, nonsense-mediated decay; deadenylation-dependent decapping of nuclear-transcribed mRNA
Cellular component (GO): P-body; cytoplasm
Molecular function (GO): RNA binding; 5'-(N(7)-methylguanosine 5'-triphospho)-[mRNA] hydrolase activity; manganese ion binding
Source: RefSeq, a predicted model, not a curated record
AUGGCCGAAUCAACCAUGCAACUCGAAGAUUGGCUGGAUGACCUUUGCGUCCGCUUCAUCAUAAACCUCCCCAAAGAAGAUCUAUCGUCUGUCGCACGCAUCUGCUUCCAGGUGGAGGAGGCACAAUGGUUCUACGAAGAUUUCAUCCGUCCGCUGGACCCCACGUUGCCGUCCAUGUCCCUUCGCAGCUUCUGCCUCCGCAUCUUCCAGCACUGCCCGCUGCUUGCAUCCUUCUCCGUCGAAAACCACAUGCGCGCAUUCGAUCAGUUCCUCCAGUACAAAACCCGAGUCCCCGUCAGGGGUGCCAUUCUCCUCAACGAGGCCAUGGACUCGACCGUUCUCGUCAAGGGCUGGAAGAAGGGCGCCAACUGGAGCUUCCCGCGCGGCAAGAUCAACAAGGACGAGGACGAUCUGGACUGCGCCGUCCGGGAAGUGUACGAAGAGACGGGCUUUGACAUCAAAGAGGCCGGCCUGGUGCCCAAAGACGACGAGGUCAAAUACAUCCAGAUCUCCAUGAGGGAGCAGCAGAUCCGGCUCUACGUCUUCCGCGACAUCCCCAUGGACACGCCUUUCCACCCGAGGACGCGGAAGGAGAUCAGCAAGAUCCAGUGGUACAAGCUCUCCGAGUUGCCAGCCUUCCGGAAAAAGGGCAGCAACCACCCUAAUGACCUGGCAGCGGUAACGAAUGCCAACAAAUUCUACAUGGUAGCCCCAUUCCUUGUGCCCUUGAAGAAGUGGGUUGUUCAACAGCGGAAGAAGGACGAGGCCCGCGCGGCCAGUCAUUCCCACCUGCCUGUCCAUAUCCCCAUUGAGGAGCCUCUCACCGAGGACGAUAUUGGAAGUCACACGGAACCCCUGGCUGGGCCUUCCAACUGUACGCCGGCAAUCGAAACCCUCGCCGGAGCCACACUUGAACUCCAACGUCUCCUCAAGGUGCAGCCGCCAAUCCAAGGCCUACAAAUGAGCCCCUCUACUGCAGUCAAUCCCGACAAGGGUGAGGCCUUGAUGGCAAUUCUACAAAAGAAGGGCGAGCUUCCGUCCCAGCAAGCUCAGACGAGCCAGCAAAGCCAGCCGAACCAAAGCCAGCCGAACCAAAGCCAGCUUCCCCACACGCCAUUUGACCUCACCUACUCUAACGCACCCGAGCCCCAUACCCCACACCAUCACCAUCCCACGCAGAGGAUGCGCGUCGACGACUACCAGGCCCCUCCAACUUUCUCCGUUCGGCCUACCUCGAACCAGAAUCUGCCGGGCGGCUAUUUCAAUCAGAUGCGUGCCCCUAUUCAAGCUCCCCUCCAGCAUCAGUUCUCCGGCCGAAACCAAUCCGUAAAUCCGAAUCAUAUGCCGCGUAAGGAGCCUGUACUGUUGCACCCACAGCCGCUGCCUCCUCAGGUUCAGCAAUCUCUCCUCACGCGGGCUAUCCUGCCCACUCCGAACAUUCCGGAUUCGACUGCUCACGGCACCAUGCAAGCCCGCCAUAUUCCUCAAAAUGUGUUUGCAGCUAGCGAUCCGGAACCCUUACAAGCCCAGCAGCAGCCGUCGAAUAUCCCCCCUCAGCUGACCAAUCACAAGAUAUCAUUGUUGAAUGCCUUCAAAACCGAAGACCGGGAAUCGGGUGAAAACAAGGCAUCUGUUGUCGGCUCCAGGGAUGGCGCCGGGCCGCAGUUGAACAGUCAAACGCAGCAUCCAUCUGCCCAUUGGGCGAACUUGCCUGUUUCGCAACAAGCCAAUGCCGCAGCGCAAUACCUGCCGCACAACAUGGCUCAAGCCGGGAAGCCUCGGUUUGAUAACAAUGCGCCCCAGACCAUGGCAGCACCGGCCGGUCCAUCAGCCUCUGUUCCCCAUCCUAUUCAGUCUACAGACUCUCACCGCUCGAUUUUGCUAGACAUGUUCAAGAAGCCGGCGCCGAUGUCGUCGCCAAGCGGCGAGUCGAUCACUAACAAGAGCAAAGGAAAGGAGCCGGUAGUCUUUAAAGGAAUGGAAGGACCCGGUGGUCCCAUGUCCAAACCCUUCUCAGCCGCAGAGGCUUUGGCGUUUGCGUCAGAUGCCAGAGGUGCACCAUUGCGGAUGAACCCAGAAGUUAACCUGCCGUAUCGGGCGGUCCAAAUUCUGAGUCGACCGAAGCAAUCCGAGACCGACAAGAGGCAAAGUUCCGUUGUGAAGCAGGUUCCCAGUCAACCUGUUCCCGGCGGCACUACACGCUAUGAGACUAUGAUCACUGGUCAGUCUAACUUGCCAUCUCCGAGGAGCCGUGGGGUUGUGUAUGUAUCAGAGAGUCAGGACAAGAUGCCACAGACAGCAGGUCUUGUGUAUAAGCAGUCACCGCUGCAAACCCAUUCUGCAACACAUUCUGCGCCGGCACCCCAGUCACACCAACCAUCUGGGACCGUCUCACGGCAAUCAAACGCCAUCCCGGAACAAAAGCACAAGCUCCUGUCACUUUUCGGGAAGGGACAGCCUUCGCCGACUGGGUUCGCGGGUGGCGAACAAGCCAAGAUGAAGGAACCAGCCAUGUUUGAGCAGGUCCGGUCUGGCACCCCCCGGUCCCGCGUUGCAUCGUUGGCCUCAGCAUCUGGGGAUCACGGCCAAGGCAGCGCCCCAGUCUCGCGGCGGAGUAGCCAGACACCAAUCUCUCCUGCGGACCGCAACUUCCUUCUUUCUUACCUAGAGUCUGUCUCGAGCGUGGGGAGAUAG